Molecule: messenger RNA, 2424 nt
Organism: Rana temporaria (common frog)
Lineage: Eukaryota; Metazoa; Chordata; Amphibia; Anura; Ranidae
Gene: TRIAP1
Product: TP53 regulated inhibitor of apoptosis 1
Exons: 2
Coding region: 13-249 (78 amino acids)
Source: RefSeq, a predicted model, not a curated record
ACAGGCAGCGACAUGAACAGUGUGGGCGAGGAAUGCACGGACAUGAAGCGGGAGUAUGACCAGUGCUUCAAUCGGUGGUUCGCCGAGAAGUUCCUGAAAGGGGAGGGCAGCGGAGACCCGUGCACCGAGCUCUUCCGGCGGUACCGCUCCUGUGUCCAGAAAGCUAUCAAGGACAAGGACAUCCCUGUUGAUGGAAUAGAGUUCAUGGGACCCAGCAAAGACAAGCCAGAAUCGAAUACGGAUUGUUGACCCAGUGUGGGCCCUGCACUUAUGGGGCCCCCAACGUUACAUUUUCUACAUACUAGUUUAAAUAGGAAAUCCUGUGUGCAGCCAGACUGGAACAAUUGUACUGAUAUCACAGCCACAAUGAGCUGUAUAGGUCCUCAUAAGAAUAUUUUUACAAGUUGGCUCAUUCAAAAUAUUGCAGUUACUCCUGUUUUAUACAUUUUGCGCUAUGUAAAUGUUACUUAUCAAUGCAUAAUAGAAAAGUCUUAAUCAGUAAUGUUGCAUUCCGCUUCAUAAAUUAGAUAAUAAUUAUUCAUGUGUAAUUUAUCAGUGUAUUGUGUAUAAAACUCCAAGUGCACUAAGCAGCAUGUUCAUAGUUUAUUCACACUACCUACAGCUCUGCAAACGACAGCCUGUACAGAGGAACAGACAACAGAGCUGUAUGGUAGUGUGUGCAAACAGGGUGCUGGAGGUAGUGGAAUCAAACAAAAUACCAUGUAUUAACAUGGCACACUUACAAGUUUAAAUCUCUUAAUCCAGCCCGGGAAGAGCCAUAGAUGGAACCCAGCCAAUAGCAUGCAGGCAGUGUAGUAGAGACUCUCUCUUCCAAUAUGUGUUGUUUUGGUCCUUCAAAGUAAUGGUAAGACUCUCCAUAACUUGGACAUCUGCAAUUCUUGUCUUCCAAUGCAAAAUUGUACGGGAGCACGUACUUUUCCACAGAACCAAUAUACAGGCCCUGGCCGCUGUAAGCAAAUGUCUCUAACGAGUUCUUCAAAUUUCUUGUUUGACAUUGGAGUAUCACUCAAUAGGUAAGCCGUUGGAUUCCUACCGAGUGAAACUUCGGUCAGCAUUUUAACAGUAGAUUCUACAUCAGUCCAAAAAAAACGAUUCAAUUUUGGGCAGUCCGAGAAAAUGUGUAGAAGGCAUUCCACAGUGCCAACAUGUAUUUUGGACCUGCGGGUACAUUCUAUGCAAUUUGGCUGGCGUUCUAUACCACUGUGUGAGGAGUUUAUAACCUCAUCCCUGUUAUCUACUAGCCAAGGAGGCUUUGUGAGAAAAAUAAGUAUGAUCUUGUCUUUCUGAGGCUGAGAAAAAGUAGUUUGGAGGUCUGUUUCCCAUUGUUGUAGAAAAAUUAAAUCCGACAGAGUGAAUGAGAGAGCUGAUCACCAUCUAUGCAAAUCUGCUCAAGUGGUGUGAGUUCACGUAGGGUUUGGUGAGCAGCCGGUAAUGACCCAAAGUGAGCAUUGAGUUGCGCACGUCGAAGAAGGUCAAGCUCAUCAUGAAAUCGGAUCUCGACUUCACGACUUGACAAAAGCCUAUCGUCCACUGAAAUUAAUGUGUCAGAAAAUAUUCUGCCUCUGGAGUAAUUGAAAUUUUUAGUCUGUUAGGCCCAGCGAAAACAUAUGAUUCUGAUAUCGGGGUGAGAGGGCUCGGUUCUGGAGAGAGAGAGAAGGCAUGGUCCUGAAAAGGUGUUUUGCUCUAAUCGUAGGGUGUAAAGUGACCAUUGUGGGGCAGCCUUGUAGAGGAGAUCAAGGUAUACCCGCCAGGGUUGAAUCGAUUGGUCGCUUGUUCUAGAUCAACCCACAGAUUGGGUUCCGAUCCCACACACCAUUCCAUUAUUCUGGUUAAAUGGGAGGCUUCAUAAUAUCUCACCGGGUCAGGGAAGCCUAUACCCCUCUUAUUUUAGGCAGUGUCAAGAUGGAUGUACAUUACCUGCCCAGACAAAAAGUGUAAACCUCCUCAACUCACUCAAGUAACUCCUUGAGAGUUUAAUGGAUAGCGUUUGAAAAAGAUAGAUUAAUCUAGGCAUUACGUUCAUCUUUAAAAUACUUGAGCAACCAAACCAAGUAGAAGUUUCCUUUUCCCAACGUAGGAGGUCUGAUUUGAGGGUUAGAAGAAGGGGCGAAAAAAAAUAUUUGAAAAUCCUACGGAGGUUCAGGCUCCUGUUUAAAAAAAAUAAAAUAAUGUACCGUACAUUUUUUUUUACUUGCUAUAUUAUGUGUGUUUAUUAUUUUUUAUGUAAAGGACUAUUGGAAUUGAUUGGAUUUUUUUCUGAAGUGCCCUAUUUCAACUUGGUCCUGUCAAGGACUGUGGCAGAAGACAAAAAAAAACCUGCUUGUUUAUUUAUUUAAAUAUAUGGGAUAUAUUGCAUACAUUAGUUUGGUACAAAGCUCCAAAAUAAACAUUUGUUGCCAUGAA